Molecule: messenger RNA, 2651 nt
Organism: Toxorhynchites rutilus septentrionalis
Lineage: Eukaryota; Metazoa; Arthropoda; Insecta; Diptera; Culicidae
Gene: pasha
Product: microprocessor complex subunit DGCR8
Exons: 4
Coding region: 472-2508 (678 amino acids)
Biological process (GO): primary miRNA processing
Cellular component (GO): microprocessor complex
Molecular function (GO): heme binding; identical protein binding; double-stranded RNA binding
Source: RefSeq, a predicted model, not a curated record
UUGGUCAGAUAUUGUGCGUGUUUUUCGUUCGGCUGUUUGAAAAUCUAGUGAAUUUGCAUUUAAAAUACUUAAAAUAGUAAAACAUCAUAGUUAGAAACUAUCUGGCUUGUGUGUUCUUGCUUGCUAUUAUGUGCCAAGAACGCUGGGCUUUAGUUUCUACAUGAUACAAGUCAGCAAAAAACAAUCCUGGAGUGUUCGAGCAAAUGCUGAUAGCCCAAAGUCUCUGAGCUACGAAGGAACAAUUCAAGAUUUUCUACCUCUUGCCUAUGUGAUCCUACUCAGUUAUUAUUUUGCUAUUCGCGCACUUAAACUCUCUGGCGAGAUAGCAGCCAAAAUGCAAAAUUGGGUUUGAUCAACAUUGGACGGCCUGGUAGAAAAUUGAAGGCAACAAAAAAAGCAAAAGCGUUUAUUUAGUUAGAUUUAGUGAUAUUCCGAUCUGGUGGGGUGAGAAAUCAAGUAACAAUCGGGAAAAUGGAUCCUCCUAUUCCGAAACCGCCUUCCUCUGACGGGCAAAUGUGUUUACAACCUCCCCCGCCACCCGCAAUGAGUGAUCAAUCGGAAAGCGAAUGUUCUCAAUCCGUGAUGCGCAGGCGUUCGGUUGAACAAAUGUGUCCUUUCGCUAAACGAAUGAAGAUGAACAAUUUCUGCGAUGAUAAUUAUGAUGAGGGUGGUAAUAGCGCGGACGAGGAGCCAGACCGGAAUGAUGCAGAUGACGACUGUCCGAAAGGAAUUCCUACCCUGCGGGAAGCUAUGAACAAUAAUUUGCGGCAGUUUCAGGUGCUCGAUGAAGUCCAGGGAGACAUGUCGGAUGAAGAGAACGGAGGAAAUGCAGAUGAUGAUGGCAACGACAAUAGCUCCGAGGGGUCGGAACUCGACUAUGACGAGCUUGAGAAUUUGCUCGAUGAGGGACUUCCAGAGGGAAUGAGAGAAAGUGGUCCGAAAACAAAAGCAUACGAGGAACGUUUCAAAGAGGUUUUGGAGGAAAAGGGACGCAAUCACUUUGAGGUUCUCCCGGAAGGAUGGGUCCAAGCUACUCAUAUCAGUGGAAUGCCGAUAUUUCUGCACACCGCUUCGAGAGUUUGCACUGCGUCAAGACCAUAUUUUUUGGGUCCGGGAAGUGUGCGGAAACACGAAAUUCCACUCAGCGCUAUACCUUGUAUGAACUACCGUAAGGCUUUGGAGAAAGAAGACGAAAUUCGUAAAGAAAUUGAGGCUAAUGCUGCGGCAGCCGAGGAAGCCAAAGGCGAAGAAAGUGCCAAUAAUCAAAACGCACAGAAGCUGCAAAAGCAGAUGCAUAAUCCACAGCUCAGCAAAUUGAUUGCAAGUGCCAUAACACCCUCUGAAGCACAAGCCAAUGCUAAGAUGCUUCCGUUGAAAGUAACUGCCAGAAUCGAAACUGUCAAUGAAAAUUUGAAGGCUCAAUCGCUCACAGCCGAUGCAUUCCAAGAGUAUUGUAAAAAGCUUUUUAAGUUCAAAACAAUCCGUGUUAUGCGCUUCAAAUCGUGGGCUGCGCGAAGGAAGUUAACGAAACACAGGAAGCAUAUGAAGAAUUUACAGCGUCCAACGCUGCCGGACGGAACGAAACUGAUAACAUUUCCGGUAUUGCACAAUGAAGGCGAUAAAGGCAAUGGUCAUACGCGCCCGAAAAAAGAAUGGAUUAUGAAUCCGAACGGGAAAAGUUACGUUUGCAUUCUCCAUGAGUAUGUCCAGCAUGCACUGAGGAAGCAACCGAGUUAUGAAUUUAAAGAGCUUGAGAAUGCGGCCACCCCAUAUUCCGCUACCGUAUCUAUCAAUGAUCUCAAGUAUGGGACAGGGUAUGGAACGAGUAAAAAGCAAGCCAAAAGCGAGGCAGCGAGAGAGACGCUCGAAAUUUUGAUCCCCGAUAUGAAAGAUAAGAUCACCAGCAAGGAUGCCAAGAAGGAUCAAAACGGUUCUACGGAGACACAGACUGAAGCACGGAAUUUAUCGGUAUUCGAUGAGAUCAAAAUCGAAGACCCAAGGGUGGCAGAAUUCUGUGCCAAAACAACCGAGCCAUCCCCGCAUACCAUCCUACAAACGUGUCUGCAGCGAAAUUUUGGACUCGGCGACGUCCAGAUUCAGUACGACGUUAAGGCCGGAAAGCAUCGGAAAAAUGAGUUCACCAUGACGGUGGGGAAACACACGGCGACCGUGGUGUGCAAAAACAAGCGGGAUGGAAAACAGCGAGCGUCGCAGGCAAUUCUACAGAUUCUCCAUCCGCACAUCAAGACUUGGGGUUCGCUGUUGCGCCUGUACGGUAACCAUUCGAUUAAAUCGUACAAAGAGAAAAAACAGGAAGAACAGGAAAUCACGGUACUGCAGAGCAAAGCUGCCAUCAACCAACCGAACUAUGCAAUCCUUCAGAAGCUUAAGCUGGAGAUGUCCAAGCUAGAAGAGCGCCAGAAAAACGUACGGGUCAUUGGUACGUUUGUGCCGAAUGUCGAACUGCCAAAAGCAUCCGGCUCGAACCUGAAGAAUGUUGAUCUUUAGAGAGGACGGAGGAGACAGCACAAGAAUUCGAUACACUUUACGCUUUACUGUACUUCAUCUGAAUGCUUUUUAGAACUUAAUAGGUUAUUAGGUCAUCCUUUGUAAUUCUGAUUGAAAAAUAAAAUCAUAAAAAAAAUUAUUAU